GUUAGCCAGUUUGGGACCCAUAGACGGCAAGGUUGUUUUUUUUACCCCUAAAAGUUCCAGCUUAGAAGGGUCUCCAGUUUUCAACUGCUGAAGCCGGUCCGCAGAUUUGCACAUACGAACACGAGUAUUGAAUACCAAACAGAAAGAGACCGUUUAAUCGUUCAGCGAUCAGCGCACGAACAAGAGGCUAAAAUCAAGCGGGCAUUUCGUUGACAGUACACUACGCGAUAUCAGCGUACGACCCGCCGUUCUGGCGCCGUAUCGCACACAAUUGUUAAUAAGCCCGAGAGUUAUCGCCCCGCCUCUAGCUCCGCCCACUUCGUAUAGCUGACCAUAGAAAAUGUGCCGUGUCUUAGCAGGGUGAGAGAAUUUGAUCAGAUAACGUGUGUGUAGGUCGCCCAAACUCCCGAAAGACUGGCAUGGCCCUGUCAGAGACGAAACUCGCCGGUGUGGCGACACAAGGAGUGUAAGUGUAGCCGAAUAUGUUAUGUGGUCGGAUUUAGUUGUGUUAUGAAGCGUGGAGAGCUGGUCGCAGACAGCAAAUGUCGGCUGCUUCUACUCAGUGCGUGCUUCACCACUGGAGGUGGAACACCGCUUCGUCGUCUGCUCACGCCCAGCACUGACGGAAUUGUACCUACACACUCUACUACUACUACCACUACUGACUCUUGUUGUUGUUGUGCCUCCUACCCGUAUGUGCUGCCUGUUUGGCAGUGAUAUGGAGCCGACGUCAAUUCUUCUCCUCUUACUCGGAUACUGUCUCGCUGUAAUUGAAGGGCAGCUGCGGUGUUAUUGUAACGAGCCUGGCUGUGUGAUCACUGGCUACAUGUGUAAAUCGAAACUCGGCCAGUGCUACACUGCCAGAGAGUCUCAAGGGGAGAUCACUCUUUCCACACACGGAUGUCUCGAUUCUCUAGCUCCCAGAGUGAUAAACUUGUGCAGCGAGGCCGAAAACCUCAUAAAAUCCAGUGAUUCUGUGACAAAAGUGCCUUUUAGACUAUCGUGUUGUAAAGAGGAUAUGUGCAACUACAGAGAAACUGUUGACCACAGUAUUGUGACAAACUCAAAAUCAAACGGAAGUUCUCAAAAGGGUCAGCACGCCCGAUCUCCGACGAGUGGGAACCACGUGUUUUAUUCAAAGAGCAUGGACGAGCGAGACCCUGACCGAGACUUGUGGUUCAAAGCGGCUGUGAUCGCCGUGCCCAUUGCCGGAGGGUUCAUUCUCGUGCUCCUCGUGUUGUUCGCUGUGCGCAUGCUCAGAACAGACUCGCAACGUCAUAGGAGACUCAUUCAAAUUCGCCGUGAUCGGGGAUUGACAAAAGCUCAACUGUACGUAGCCGAUCACUUCAGUGAAAAGUCGGACACCUCUUGCUCACUGUUUCCAGACAAGGCAAAGCCUGGGAAUAUCUGUAGAGACGUAAGCGUGAAAGUGGACAGGGGACGGAUUUACGAAAAAGUUACCGAUCACAGACACUCGCACCCUUCAGUGAUUAUGUGGGGGAAGCCUUCAAAGAAAGACUUUGCGACUGUAGUGUAACUGUGUGAUGUCGUCAAGGACUUCUGUGAGGACAGAACUCUUCAGUGUCCAUACGGAUGGAUUUUUUUUUCAGUGUGCUACGGGAAAUGUUGAGAGAACAAAUGUAUUUCUUAAAUGUGUGUUUGUGUACGAGAACGUCUGAGAGAGAACUUCAAAUACGUCAUGCUUGUGUGUGUGUGUGUGUGUGUGUGUGUGAGAGAGAGAUAGAGAGAGAGAGAGAGAGGACUUGUAUAUCUCUAUGAACAGGGCUCGAACUUAACAGCGACACUGAUGUUGCAAUAUGAAUUGCCGCAGGUCAGGGGCUUUACCAAUGGUAGUUGGUUGUAGGAAUAGGUUUUGGCUUUUAAUUUUGUAUUUCUUACAAAAGUUACUUGUUUAAAAUGCUGUAUGUAGAGAGCAGUUCGCCAAUUGAAUGGCAAACAUCUUUCAGAAUUACCGACGGUAACAAAUUAUUUUAAGUUCGAGCUCUGUUUAUAUUAAAUAUAUGUUCUUAAACGAAUAUGCGUAUAUUCGUAAGUCUGAGCACCAAUCAAAUACGUGUUGUAACUAAUACCAAGAUCUGUAAAGUGUGCAGGGGGUAUCGCACGUCUUACCUCAGUAUCUUUUAAGUCUGUGAGGUAAUUUGAUGUCAUAUUGGAUACAUGAUGCUGUCUGUUUUCUGUAAAAUAUGCGUAACUCGGCGUUAGUGGAAUUCCCGUUAAAUGAGUAACACAAUCGUGUUACGUGUAAAUGUUUUUCGUGUGUUGGUGGUCAAAUACAUUUUAAAGUUAAGAUGCAUCUAAUUAGUUGUAAGUGGAAGAAUAAAAUAUGUGAAAAAUCUUAAGCAACAAAACUAUUAACGUUUUCAAAUUGGUAUCUCUGCAGUAGACAAAACGCAAAGGAAAUUUUGGCAAGGUUGUGGCAAUAUGCUCUCGCGAUUUGGCGGGUGUUUCAUCUAUAAGAGGACUGCCACUUCGUAGGACGUAUUAAUGUUCGCCCAUGCGAUGACUGCCACUACCUAUGACAGCUGUAUUUUCUCUAUUGGAGGACUGCCACUCCCACAAUAUAGCCAUAUUUCAUCUAUAGGUGGUUUGCCAUUCCACAUUACGUUAUAUCUGUAUUUCCUCUAUAGGACUGCCAUUCUCAAGGACGUUGUAUCCUUAUUUCAUCUUUGCGAUUACCAAGGCCGAUACACAUUUCGUAUUUCGUGUACAGAAGGACUGCCACUCCUAUGGCCGAGUCACCAAGAACUGAUAUAUAUUAGAGGAAACUAUUAAAUAUAAAUAGAAAUGCCACAAGGCAUCACCCAAGUAGUAGUGGUAGAAGUGAAACCUUACAUGACUUAUUAUGAACAUGUUCUUAUAACCAUCUCUAGUACCGCACUAAAUAUUGGUAAUGCUUAGCUUGUCGCAUACAUGUUUCGAGCAACAGGGAACAGAACAGUUGUAGUUGAUGAAAUAACAUUACAUGUAUUUAUUGUCUUGGUAACCGUAAAACAAUAUUUCAUGACACCUACUGCUGUCACAUUUUAACACCAAUGGUGGGACUGGCAGUACUAACCUUUUAGUUACACGGAUUCCCUUUGCGGUUUGACCCAGCUAGGGUUUUAUUUCACGGCUAUCCGGUUUUGGGGACGACAGACAAAAUGUAUUUUUAUGACGACAUGUAAUGUGAUUGCGAUUCUAUUGCCUCCGUGCAAACAUAAGCCCGUGCUUACAAAACGUUUACAGACUUGUCUCAAAUCUUUAAUGACGUCAUACGCAUACAAUUUGUGUAGAGUUGUCAUGGCGUUAGUAUCGGACCCUGUUUAAGUCUUUGGUCUAGACUCUCAAAGUUUAAUAAACACCAGGCCAGAUGUUAAAACGUGAUGACAUGCAAACUCUGUUGACCGCUGCGUGUAUGUGCGUGUUAAUAAAAUACAAACUGUUGACCGCAUGUGCAGUGUAUGUGCGGAUGCAAUAGAACGUGGGCUUACACGUGCGUUUAGUGAUGGACCACAUUUUGGCCUAGUUAAAAAUAUUUGUCCUGUUAUGUAACAGUUUUAAUAAGUAAACAUACGUUUUUCGAUUUCUUGCUCUGUACAGUGUACAAUGUUAUUCUACGCAAAGACACGUGUAUGUGUGAUUCUUUGUAAACACAGAUUCCUCUCUGACGUGCAAAUAGACUGCUAAAUGCUUCUACGACUUAGCUUAUGUGGUGAACGAAGAUGAAUUUGCUGUCUUUAUCGUAUUAUUUUAAAUAUCUCGAUUUGUCGUAUAACUGUGCAUGAUCAGGGUCGUAGCUAAAACAUUCCUCGGUUCGUGUCAAGGAUAAGUAUAACAAGAGAAGCAUUUGCUAAUGGAGAUUAUUCAGACCUCGCCAUUCAAGGGGAGCUAUCGCUUCCGCUCAUCAACACUCACCUGAGACUAGUCCAAGGAGAGUAAUCUUUAGCUCUCUUUGGUAUGUGAAUUUAUAUAGUAUCAUUAUGGUAAUAUUUUAAAUGGCUCCCCAUAAUCUAAGCUAGGGGUGUAAUGAAUCACUCCCCCUUUUUUCAAGGCGAGGUCUGUGUUAUUGGUGGGAGAAGAGUUACUGGUGGGACAUGUGAUUGGUGGAUACCCACCUAACUCCCGCUCAGUCUCCACCCCGCUGUGAAAUUCAGUUAUAACUCGUCUGAAAAAUAUGCUCAAACCAGACUCUGUGAGAAACUCGGUGACAAACCACAUUAAUUCUCGCGUGUUCGUUCAAAUACACCCUGUGUUCUUUCGUGUGUAUUAUAUUUAUAUAUGGAAUUCAAAAUAUCUAUAUCGGGCUGUAUUUAGCCUAAAAUGAGGAGGCGGUAAAAUGAGCCAGGGCACACUAGAUAAAAAAUGACACUUAAAAUGGGCAUGUGUUUUUAUAUUUUUCUGUCCGGCACACUAGACAAAAAGGACACUUAAAAUGGCCAUGUUUUUUUGUGCUUUUUUUUUGGGGGGGGGGGGGGGGUCUGCCCCUCUCCUCCCCCAGAUACAGCCCUGUUAUCAUUCAUACACCAGAAUAUCUGUACGUUUUGUGUAUGGGCCAUGUGUUCUCUCUUCUAAGACUAGUUGUGUUGUGUGUUUGCUGGGCGAUUAUAUGAUGAUGUACCAAAUGUGUUCGUAGAGUGCCUGUGACGACACACAAAACCUGAAUGAAUGGCUAACAAAGAGUUAGUGGAUGUUUAUAUUUGUUACUGUUAAUGUCUUUGAAUGUUUGGUCAAUAUUUUAUACAAAUUGAAUUAUUUAUUGAUGUAAAAUAAACCAGGCCAAGCCUGCAUACAUGUUUA
This is a messenger RNA of Gigantopelta aegis, 4797 nucleotides long. RefSeq names its product BMP and activin membrane-bound inhibitor homolog. The record is from RefSeq and is a predicted model, not a curated record. NCBI's taxonomy places the organism in Eukaryota, Metazoa, Mollusca, Gastropoda, Neomphalida, Peltospiridae. The coding region runs from base 695 to 1537 and encodes 280 amino acids. The transcript is spliced from 3 exons.